UAGUGGAAGUGGAUAUCGAUUUCUACUUAGAACACACGCACACAUACACCAGAGAGUCACAUAUUUAGACACAGUGAGGAAGUGCAGGGUAACCAACAGAAAUGUUUUUUAGUGGAGUUUCUUAAACAUCAUUCUCACUUUCUGCUUGAUUAUAGGAUGAAGAUCCUCUUCAUCUUCACCCUCUGCCUGAAUAUAGCUGGAUCUGAUGAUGUAACUACAGUAACUGGAUACAGAGGAAGAUCAGUUCAGAUUAAAUGUCACUAUGAUUCUGGAUAUGAAGAUUACAAUAAGUAUCUCUGCAGAGGUGAAUGUCCCCAUUGGCCUGGUACCAAAGACAUUCCUGUUCAGUCUGGACCUCCUGUUAAAGACACCAGAUUCUCUCUGUAUGACGACACAACAACCAAAAUCUUCACCGUCACCAUCACUGAUCUGAGAGCAGAGGAUGCAAACACUUACUGGUGUGUGAUCGAGCGGGCAGGGCUUAAUAUUUACACUAAACUUCAACUGCUGGUUAAAAUGGAUGAUCCUCCCAGCAGUACUGUCUCACAGUCCACACACAACACAUACUCUGCUACAACACAUAUCACAAGUCCAUCAGUGCAUCCUGAGACUCCUCCAGCUACAGAUGUUCCAGGUUCAGCUACCUACAUCCUCAUCAGUACAGGUGUAGUGCUGUUUAGUGCUGGUGUGAUAAUCUUCUGCAGAAGAAAAUGUCAAGGUAACAAAAAAGGCUCUGACGCUGCAGCACAAUUCAAUGAGACAAGUCGUGUUUAUGAGAAUUUACUUCUACGCCAAGCGGGGAAAAAAGCUCAUGUACCUAAAACUGCCUGCAAGAGUCCCGAUCCAGCAAUUGACCAAUCAGAAUCAAUCUACCAGAAUUCUUCCUUUAUUAAUAAGCAAUCAGACUCAAUCUACCAGAAUCCUUUCUUUAUUAAUAAGCAAUAAGAUUCAGGAUAUCACUUUUCAUCAUUCAGAUUCAAUGAUCUCAUUUCAAUGCUAACUGUCACAUUGUUUGUUUCUUUAGAGGUAUCUGAAAAGACAUUCCAGAUAUUGGACUGUGGAUUACUCAAUUGCAGUUCACUUGUUUUAUUUCUGUUUUUAAAGAACAUUUUAUCUCCUGAUAAAUUUACCAACAACUGAUGCCAAGACUGAAUAUGUUUGAAAG
Silurus meridionalis is the source of this 1165-nucleotide messenger RNA. Its product is annotated as CMRF35-like molecule 5. NCBI's taxonomy places the organism in Eukaryota, Metazoa, Chordata, Actinopteri, Siluriformes, Siluridae. The transcript has 7 exons. The record is from RefSeq and is a predicted model, not a curated record. The coding region runs from base 157 to 945 and encodes 262 amino acids.